Cetraspora pellucida is the source of this 1167-nucleotide messenger RNA. The record is from the annotation of a GenBank genome assembly. Lineage: Eukaryota; Fungi; Glomeromycota; Glomeromycetes; Diversisporales; Gigasporaceae.
AUGAAUGAACAGAAUGAACAUUUGUUUAGUCAACUAGUAAAAUUUUCUGACAUUUAUCAUAUUGCAAAAACUUCUUUUGUAAGUCAAUGGAAUAUUGAAUAUUUACAAACUUCUAUUCAAUGCGCUUUCGACGUCGAAAAUGCCUUAUUUAUGAUAUCCGAUGAAGAAGCCGAACUUUUACAUAAAAAACUAGUUUCAAAAGCAAAAGCAGAACGUCGCGUACUGCCUCCACCUUUACCCGAAUUUCAGUGUGCAUAUCAUUUAUUUUAUAGAACUUUAUUAAGAAACAUUUAUUUGCCAAGUGAAUUAUCCUUUUAUGUUUUGAAUACUUAUGAAUUUCUGAACUAUGGUCUAUUUUCAAAACAAGAAAAUAUUGCUGAGGAUGUACAAAUGUUCGCCAAACCUUUAGCAAUGGCCGAUGUCCUGGCUGGAAUUCAAGUAGCUUUAUUAGAAGGAUUAUCUCAGAUAAAAUCUCACAAUAAGGAACAAGUUCCUCGUAUGACCGCGCUGAAACAUGAAUAUUCUUAUAAACUUUUGCAUACAACUAUCACAAGACGUGCUGCAGCUAGAUUACUUUUAAAAGAUUUUGCCAAAUUCUUUAAUGAUGGACAAAUUGACUCAGAUGGUAUUGACCAAAUUAGUAACGUCUUACAUCAUUCAACUCGAUCAUCUGAUGGAAUGCCAAAUGAAGGGGAUUUGCAAAUUUCUUCCGAAUUGAACCUUAUUUUGCUUAAUUGGAUCACUUCAUUUGCUAACAUCGAUACGAGUCAACAAUUAUUAAGUUCAACAACUUCCUUAGAAUCUGGUGUCUGGCAGUUACAUCCUUGGUUAUUAUCUCGACUCUCUUUUAUCCAUCAUCCAUUUUUUGAGAUUUAUUCACAAAUGUUAAUUCAAUGCACACGACGAGAGCAACAACAUAUGUAUGACAAUUUUUCGUCUUAUUCAAAAAGACUUUAUGAUUCGAACUUGAAUGAUACUCAUCGAAGGCUUAAGAGCUUACUUUGUCAUUGGGAGUUGUUACAUCAACAAUUUAGAGACGGAAAAAGGCUUGUUACUGAUCUAUUACAGCAAGAAUGGUUCAUUUUCAAAGGAAGAAUAUCUAGUCUACAAGCAAUAAUCAAGUAUAAUGUUUUUGUUUUAUGCAUAUCCAUUAAUACACUUAUGUAA